Messenger RNA from Cicer arietinum (chickpea), 1439 nucleotides. Its product is annotated as RNA exonuclease 4-like. Gene Ontology annotation, cellular component: nucleus. Gene Ontology annotation, biological process: rRNA processing. Gene Ontology annotation, molecular function: 3'-5' exonuclease activity; nucleic acid binding. Lineage: Eukaryota; Viridiplantae; Streptophyta; Magnoliopsida; Fabales; Fabaceae. The record is from RefSeq and is a predicted model, not a curated record.
AUUGAGAAAAGUAUAGUUAUGCAAAUGCAACGUUGCUUUUGACUUCAAAGAGAAGAGUAUAUACACUGCGUCUUCUUCUUCCACUAUCGCUUAGGGUUUUGCAGAAUUUCAGUUUACCUUCACUGUUAUUACACGAAAUAUUCUGAAUGAACACGGAAGAAGACCAUUCUCCAAAUCAAAUCAAAAGACACAAAUGCUCGGCUUGCUUUAAACAAUACAAAAAGAAAGAGCAUCUUAUUGAGCACAUGAAAACAACUUACCACUCUGUUCAUCAGCCUAGAUGUAUGGUCUGUAAAAAGCACUGCAAAUCUUUUGAAUCUCUCAGAGAACAUCUCACCGGACCUGUGGCUAGAGGAGUUUGUUCAGCGAUUUUCUUUCAAUGUGGUUGUCAACUAUGUUUGACACUAUCUGAUAGUCCCGCUUCUCUCAAUGACCAUAGAGAAACAUGUCGCCUAUCUGCUCCUACUCCUCUAGGCACAAGCGAAUUGCUCUAUAUAGACUCCCAUAAUGAAAACCACGCUGAUUGCCGCCCUGGAGCAAUUGCAAUGGACUGUGAAAUGGUGGGUGGCGGAAGUGAUGGAUCACUGGAACUUUGCGCUAGAGUAUGCUUGAUCGAUGAAGAUGAGAACUUAAUCUUCCACACGUAUGUACGACCUCAAAUCCCUGUUACUAACUAUAGGUAUGAUAUAACUGGUCUCACAGAAGAGCAUCUUCGAGAUGGUAUGCCACUUAAGGAAGUUCGUGAAAAGAUAUUGCAAAUUUUAUACAACGGAGAAUCCAUUGUAAAAGUUAGUUUGGAUGGUGGAAAGGCCAGGCUACUUGUGGGUCAUGACUUGGCACAUGAUUUAGAUUGCUUGGUAAUGACUUAUCCUGAUCACAUGACGAGAGAUACUGCAAAAUACCGCCCAUUGUUGAAGACAAACUUUGUCAGCCAUUCGCUCAAAUAUCUUACCCGAACAUAUCUAGGUUAUGAUAUCCAAACAGGCACUCAUGACCCAUACGAAGAUUGUAUUUCUGUAAUGAGACUGUAUAAGAGAAUUCGAGGUCAAAGUCACAAAGAGGAAGGCUACAGAACGUUGACUCCAGGUGACAACAUCGGCGCGUGUGACUGGUGGAGAUCGAAAGAACUCGAUAAUCUCACGCCAGAUGAACUUUACGCUAUUUCAAGGUCAGACUAUAGGUGUUGGUGUUUGGAUUUGAAGCUUUGAAUUAUUGAUCAUUGCAUUUGUCCCUGUAACACCGAUCAAUCAGUGUACAUUUGUUAAGAAACUAUGGGAUUCCUUGUUAUAAAGGAUUGGUCUCUAACUAUUACUUUGAUGUAUAAAUUUCUAUGCGCCUAAAUGUGACAUUUAACGAGAAUAGAGAUACCCGUUAAGUUUUGUAAUCCUUAUAUCGAUCAAACGUAGUAUAUAACUAAAUAAAUAUUAAUUUGUUUCCGA